This is a messenger RNA of Vicia faba (fava bean), 525 nucleotides long. NCBI's taxonomy places the organism in Eukaryota, Viridiplantae, Streptophyta, Magnoliopsida, Fabales, Fabaceae. The record is from the annotation of a GenBank genome assembly.
AUGGUCGGUGGCCGGAAGCAAUCGGAACGCGGGGAGGCCGGAGGCGGUGGAUUCGUUGAGCGAGUAAGAUUCAAGAACAACCGUCCGGAUCUCGCCGUCACCGUCAUCAAAGCCGUGAACGGAGGUAACAGAACGGCAGUUUCUCAACCGGUGUUCUCCGCCGGUGAUACUGAAUCCGGUGACGCGGCGUUCGUCAUCGAGAACGUCGAGUCUCUUGGUGCUGGUUUCCGCCGGGAGACCGGAGAUGACAUUGACGUCUCUGGUGCAACCGACUUUCAUUUGGAAGCCGUCCUUGAGAGGGCAGCUUUUGAUGAAGUGUUUGUAGAUUUGCGGUUUGUCGAAGCUGUGGACGACGGACCAGACGGUUUUGGAAGUGGCGGUUUUGUCGGUUGUCUUGUGGUUGCCGCUGUGAUUUCAUAUCACUAUCUGCUUCUCUGGUCUUUUGAUUUUUUUUUGUUCAUUGUUGAGAGUUGUUGUUGUAACCAUUGGUGGUGGUUUAAGGUUUUGCUCGAUUCAACAACAUAA